AUGGAAGAAAAUGAUAAAUUAAUUCUAUUGAUUCCCGAACUAACCAAUCACGAACAAAUAAUCGACGAUUUUGAGACGGAGUCAAGUGAUAUUUCGCAAACAUACGAUUUCGAAAAUACUGAAAACGAUGAAAUAGAUGGAACUAAUAUAAAAAGUUAUAAACUGUUAAAUGAAUUCCUUCGGCGCAUUCACCCAAUUGUGAGGAAAAGCAACAUGACAUUCAGUCGGAUGUUCAUUGGAAACAUCUGCCGAUUUGGUGCUGAUGUGCGAUAUUGGCCAGAAGACACUUUCAGUGUGUUUUUCGAUCGCAAUCGUUUACAGUCAGUGAUCAACUCGUUUUUGAGAGUGAAGGAGAUUGACAGAAACAUUGUUAAAAGUGCCGAGUUAGUGACAAAGGCGCGGAGGUUUCUUUAUAAACUGCAAACAGCCGACAUGGUUAUCAUCCCAUCUAUCGACGAGAAGUGGUGUGAUGGCCUUUUUGAAGACAAGGCAAAGUGUGAGAAGGCAAGAGAGUGGUCGUUCAUUAAUGAUAUGAGAUUGUUGUCGUCUGUGUGUAUGUACGGGGCUGGCGUGUGUCAUUUGUAUCUCAAUGAUGAGGUGCUUAACACCACACUUACUGUUCAGUUCAAUUUGGAUACCACAAGUGAAAAGGUGGCAUUCAUGGCAAGACGACUUGCUCUUCUUGGCGACAAGUUGUGA
This is a messenger RNA of Entamoeba invadens IP1, 699 nucleotides long. RefSeq lists its product as hypothetical. Bases 1 to 699 code for a protein of 232 amino acids. Lineage: Eukaryota; Evosea; Mastigamoebida; Endamoebidae. The transcript has 2 exons. The record is from RefSeq and is a predicted model, not a curated record.